AGGCCUUCCCCCGUUGGAAUUAGAUGCCUUUUUGUCUUGUUUUGUUUGUAUUUUUGUUGUAAACACAUCUCCAAACCCCUCUCUAAUUUCGCUUCUUUCACCAUAAUAAUAAUAACACUAAUUUGUUUUCUCUUCUAUUUUCUUCUUUUCUACUCAGAAGAGCCAGAGAUGAUAUCGCUAUCACUAUCACCACUCUCUCUCGUCUUUCUCGCAAUCGCUCCUUUCGUGAUUUCUUCGCCGAUUUCCCCAUUUCCCGCGCCGCCGGAGAAUUCGAAAUCCUCGGCGGCGUUUAAGCCCGGGGUGGCUGUUGUGGUUGGGAUUCUUACUACGGUGUUUUCUGUGACAUUUUUGGUGUUGUUGUAUGCGAAGCAUUGUAAGGGGGGGAGCGGCGGGGGGUAUCGGAGCGGGGGUGUUCUGGCGGCGGCGGCGGCGGAUUUGAGGAAGAACUCCGGGAUUGACCGGACGGUGAUCGAGUCGUUGCCGGUUUUCCGGUUCGGGGCGCUGAGAGGGCAGAAGGAGGGGCUGGAAUGCGCGGUUUGUCUUAACAGAUUUGAGCCCAAUGAAGUGCUCCGGUUGUUGCCGAAAUGCCGGCACGGUUUCCACGUGGAGUGCGUGGAUACGUGGCUGGACGCCCACUCCACUUGCCCGCUCUGCCGCUACCGGGUCGACCCGGAAGACGUCCUCCUCGUCAUGGAUCCUUCUGUUCUCCAAAGAGCUUCACAGGAAAAGCCUCAAAUGGCGGCGUCGCCGGCGCCGGCAACGGAGCCGGUAAAGGGAAAAGAAGCCCGGAAUUUCAGGGCGUCGGGGAGGCACUCGUGGGCAGGAGAGAGAGGGCAUGUAAGCUCGCUACAGAUCAUCGUAGAAAACCCCGGCGGCGGGGGAGGAGCACAGAAUACGACGCCGUUUAACGGGCGCAGGUCGUUGGACAGUUGGAAGAAGAAGAGCAACGGUAACGGGAAAAACAACAGCCACCACGAAACGGUGUCGUUUAGUUGCCUCGACAGAGCUAACAGAAAAGACGGGCUUUUGCUGGCGGACAAGACAGAUGAACAACAGCAACGACGCCUGGAACACCGGAUCAUAGUCUCCGAUUCAAGUGGGCCCCGCUACCGCUGGAGCGACGUGGAGCCCUCCGAUUCGCUGUACCUCCAAUCCGCCUCGCUCUUCAGCGAGAGCCGUCGAUUCUCAGAGUCGAGAAGAUCAACGGCGGUAACGGGGAGUGGCAGAAGCGUAAUUAAUGGGAGAAGCGUGUCGGAAAUAACAGGGGUGAGUAGGUUUAGGAGUUAUGAGGAAGAAGAGGAACACAAAGAGGAGAGAAGGAGACAGCGACAAGAGGGGGCAGUAACGAGGUGGUUGGCUUGGAUAGCUCACUAUCCGUCCCAAUCCAACCGUACAUCUGGACGCUCAGAUCAACCACCAGAUUCCCUUACCACAUAGCUGAUAGCUCUUCCAUUUUUUCUUUAUAUUUAUAUAUAAAUACGGACUACUACGGAGUACUAGAUUUCAGAAUUCAGAGUGAGGUGUAAAAAUUACUCUCCCACGUUGCACUUGUGUGUAAUCUUAUUGCUCUCACAUUCAUCACAAAUCAUUUUUCUUCUCCA
Ipomoea triloba (trilobed morning glory) is the source of this 1601-nucleotide messenger RNA. RefSeq names its product RING-H2 finger protein ATL43. The record is from RefSeq and is a predicted model, not a curated record. The transcript has a single exon. The coding region runs from base 169 to 1437 and encodes 422 amino acids. Lineage: Eukaryota; Viridiplantae; Streptophyta; Magnoliopsida; Solanales; Convolvulaceae.